This is a messenger RNA of Priapulus caudatus, 711 nucleotides long. Its product is annotated as alpha-1-macroglobulin-like. Gene Ontology annotation, cellular component: extracellular region. NCBI's taxonomy places the organism in Eukaryota, Metazoa, Priapulida, Priapulimorpha, Priapulimorphida, Priapulidae. The coding region runs from base 61 to 345 and encodes 94 amino acids. The record is from RefSeq and is a predicted model, not a curated record. The transcript has 5 exons.
UAACUGUAAGACUGUGAGAUAACAGCCUGUGGCACGUUUACUGGUGAGGAACCAUCAAAUAUGGCUAUAAUCAGUGUAAAUAUGGUCACCGGAUAUUCACCAGUAAAGGCGUCAUUGCGGGAGCUUAUUGGCAAGCCAAGUAAAGGUUCCCAAUUGAAGCGGUUCGAUAUUGAAGGCAAGACUGUUGAUAUCUACGUGAAUAAGUUCGAACCAGGCCAGCAGGUGUGUGUGAUCUUUCAACUGGAGAAAUACCUGGACGUGGAAAACGUGAAGCCUGCCGCUGUAAAGGUGUACGACUACUACGAGACAGAACAGGCAGCUUCGACUCUUAUACAGCAUAGAUGAAUGCAAGUAAGCAGCUAAUGGCAGCGACCAGAGGGAUAUGGAAAUCGAUAUCAUUAUAUCACCAAUCGAAAAGCAUCACUGUCAUCAUAUUAAUUACCAUCGAUGACAAAGACGUUAUCGUUGGCUGUGUUAAAAGUAUGCGUCACAGCUAUAUAUCUAUUGAGGUUUGCGGGACGUUUUUAAACAUAAAAUUAUGGGAAAAAAAGAGAGCAGGUAUGAAAUUUGGCUAGUCAUGAUAGUGAUACCGUAAGCAUAUUCAAUAGUUCAUGCAUGGCAUGAGCAAUAUUUAAAUAUUGGACUUCGUGAAAAUCGUCUUUCCUCCGUGUGAUUAUCCAUAUUAUUUGGUCAAUAAAUUAUUUAAGGCAA